Molecule: messenger RNA, 1623 nt
Organism: Rodentolepis nana
Lineage: Eukaryota; Metazoa; Platyhelminthes; Cestoda; Cyclophyllidea; Hymenolepididae
Source: the annotation of a GenBank genome assembly
AUGUCAUCAGUGGCUAACAACCACAGCUCAUUUGCACAAUCGUCGUUGAAAACAUCUCCAACUUCCAGUGUUACUAUGCCUUUCUAUAAUAAGAGAGAUUCUACUGGAAGUCUGACUCCGGAUUGUUAUCCGUUGGAGGGCGGCCCUGGUAUGCGUCCACGCCAAUCUGAAUACUCGACCUGGUCUUCUCUCAAUCAAAUGAAUGCUCCACAUUGGAAUGAACUUAACUGUGAUCCGAAUACUCCUCAUGUUGGAAGUCUUCCUGCCGCACAAAGUCUGCUCUCCCAUCCGCCCAAGAAUUGCGUUGCUACAACAUCAACUACAACUGUCAUUACCAAUCAAAAUGGGAAGAAUUUUACGGCUCCAACCUCCACUGCGUUCCAAGGAUAUGAUGAUCAUCAUCAGCAAUAUCCACCCUCUUCCUAUACCCUUAAAAGAAAUGCUACCUACAGUGGGCCUCGCCCAGCAUACUUGAAUAAUCCUCCUCCAAAUUCAAUAACUCAUAUGGACUAUGCAGACGGUCAUCCAGAUCUCUAUCAUGCAAAAUCGACAUCUGCGUUCCAUCACCUGGCCCCAGACGCGCAAUUCAAUUCUUAUCGGUAUGGAAGUAAUCCCAGUAGGGAAGAUAAAGCUCACGUCAUAACGAAUGGUGGAUUACCAAUUAGAGGAACUACAAUUGCCACGGUGUCACCUCCUCAAAGUGUCCACUCGUCAGAUGGAGAAACUACAGCGAGUUCGACAAGAGGAGCUAGUUCACUUCCCUCAACCGGCGCUCUUUCCAUGACCACAUCUGGAGGUGUCGGUGCGAAUUCUCUCGUCUCUCAAACAAGGAGACAGAGGAAGCCAGCUCCUACACUGGCCACUGGUCGAAGAAACCUCAAAAACGAACAAGUCGACCAAGAAGAAGCCGAGCGAAGAAUGAAACGCAGGGAAAGGAAUCGUAAAUCGGCGCAGAAAUGUCGUGAACGCAAGAUGCAUCGCACUAAUGAACUACAAGCUCAAGUUGCACAAUUGAAGGAAGAGGUAGAUAAACUCCUUCGGCAGAUUAAUUUAUGGCGAACCACCUGCCGGCAGUAUGUCGAUAUCAUCAGAACACAUUGUCCGGAUUAUCGUUUCCAAAUGCCAACAUGCUUAACUGACAGUCCUGAGAGUUAUCUGACAUCUGCCAACGCUGGAGGUCUCAUUUCAAUGGAUGUUGAUGGAAUGCAGUUUUCGGGAGUGCUCGAUCAAUCUGAGGUCAAUUUUUAUAACCGCCAUCAGGAGGGAGACAGCUAUGGCACGUUGACGACGGGAGAUAAUUCCAGCACUGUCCCGGGAGCCCCGGCAUCCAACAUGGAAUCCUGGAACGGAAAUCGUUUUCCUCAUUCUAUGAACCAACUUCCCCCGGUGUCACAAUUUGUACCUCUCCCGGAGCACAUGACUCCAAACACGACAUCCCUCGUGUUAAAGACUGAACCAAGUACCGGACCUGGUUUCUGGAAUGGGGAUGAACCGCAGAUGCUCACAGAAAGUCAAGACGCAGAAUGGAAGGCUGAGAAUGAUACCGAUUCACCACCUUCUCGACUAAACACACCGACACCCAAUGAUGCUGACAAAACGAGCACACUUAGCUCGUCUUUAUAA